AUGGCAGCUGCUAACAAGAUCAUGCUCGCCGUCACUGGCGCCGGCGCUCUCGGGGCCGCCUACUACACCACGAGCAGCACGCCUCCGCCGCGGCAUGCGUCCGACGCGGCGUCGCACAAAAGGCCCGGCAGCAAGGCCCGUAACAGUAGAGACGUGGAACUCUUCAGGGAUGCUAUCGGCACCACGGCCGCAGUCGACCCCAGCCAGGACCGCAAGACCGAGAUGAAGAGGGCGCCCCCGGGAUGA
Messenger RNA from Cordyceps militaris CM01, 246 nucleotides. RefSeq lists its product as uncharacterized. The record is from RefSeq and is a predicted model, not a curated record. The coding region runs from base 1 to 246 and encodes 81 amino acids. NCBI's taxonomy places the organism in Eukaryota, Fungi, Ascomycota, Sordariomycetes, Hypocreales, Cordycipitaceae. The transcript has a single exon.